Molecule: messenger RNA, 2750 nt
Organism: Botrytis byssoidea
Lineage: Eukaryota; Fungi; Ascomycota; Leotiomycetes; Helotiales; Sclerotiniaceae
Exons: 4
Coding region: 673-2418 (581 amino acids)
Cellular component (GO): endoplasmic reticulum membrane
Molecular function (GO): sphingosine-1-phosphate phosphatase activity
Source: RefSeq, a predicted model, not a curated record
AGCUUGUGGCUCGUGAAUUCCCAUAUUGAGAAAGGCUGAAGGUCCCGAGGUCUCAGGUUGAAAACCUGGGAAGGCUUUGACGAUGCGAUGCAUAUUGAUGAAUCCAUAUCAUCAUAUCAUGGUAAGCUCGAGCUGGAUAAUAUCCACCAAAGUUUCAAGGCGUCGAAGGAAGCUGGAGAUCAAUCAAUCAAUCGAUCAAUCAAAUCAAGUCAAAUCAUAUCCAUCCAUAUCAUAUCAUAUCAAAUCAACCAAGCAAUUCUUAAAUCCUUGAUGGUGUAUCAAAUCCCACUCAACCCCAAGAUUUCAUGGAAAUGAUAAGGACAAUCUUAUUAACCUUUUAACGCUUUUUUCCACCAGGGAAAGAAAGGUGUUUACUAUUUUCUAAAGUAGUAGACUUCACCUAAAACAAUCCUCUUCUCAUCUUACUCGUUCAUACCUAGACACUGCUAGGUAUUAUUGCGUGAGAACACAUUUUUCUGUCGCUCAUUUUUCUUCUUUUCCUUUUCCCUUUCCUUUUCCUUUAUCUUUUUUACUUUCCUGGAUUAGGAAUUUCCCCCUCUCUUCCAUUCCUUCAUCUGACCAAUUACUUCAAUCUCUUACUUCUCUGUAAGACAAGACUUUUUACAUCUCACGCGGGCACAAUAUAUAGAUGCUGCUCCAACGAAUGCAUCCAUGUGUCCGACUCCAAAUGGCGACGGCCUAGAGCUUGAGAAAUCGAAUAACAAUCAUACUCAACCUCCAUCAUUUUCACUUACGGUACCUCCCACAGAGAUCAUUGAUGCGGGCUUGAAAAGUUUAAAUCACUACAAGCGCAAACUUCCACCAUGGCGAUAUAAUAUGCGACAGGCUUUAUUGCCUUUGGUUCGAUGGGAGACUCCAUACUUAGCAUGGAUGCAGGAUAAGAUGCGAUGUCCAGCACUCGAUACUUAUUUUGCUGUCACUGCAAAUCUUGGAACGCAUACUUUCUUCAUGAUUGUACUGCCAAUUCUGUUCUGGUGUGGACAUACAUCUUUGGGAAGAGGGAUGGUUCAUAUAUUGGCAACGGGAGUCUUUAUAACGGGGUUCAUCAAAGAUAUGUUCUCACUACCUCGACCACUGUCCCCGCCUCUCCAUCGCAUUACUAUGUCGGGUUCUGCGGCACUCGAAUAUGGAUUUCCUUCGACACAUUCCGCCAAUGCUGUCUCGGUGGCUGUGUAUGCUCUUUUUACUCUUCAUUCUCCAGAAUGUCAACUGCUCCCUACAACGAAACUGGCCUUAGAGAUUGUGAGCUAUUCUUAUGCCUUCUCUAUCGUACUUGGACGACUUUAUUGCGGCAUGCAUGGAUUUGUGGAUGUAAUUGUUGGGAGCGUUAUAGGAGCACUCAUUUCUGUCGUCGAGUGCGUAUACGGAUCAACGAUUGACAACUAUCUCCACAGCAGUACCUGGAAGGCCCCUGUGACGAUCGCCAUAGUCAUUAUUCUUUUGAUAAGAGUUCAUCCAGAACCAGCUGAUGAUUGCCCAUGUUUUGAUGAUAGUGUCGCAUUCGCGGCGGUCAUGAUAGGAGUUGAACUUGGAGGUUGGCAUUAUGCUUCUGGUGGUUGGGCCUGGGAUGUUCCAGUUCCAGCGACAGUACCAUUCGAUCUACAUCAUAUGGGCUGGGUAAUUGUGAUAUUACGAGUUCUCAUUGGUGUAUUGGUCAUCUUUGCUUGGAGAGAAGUCAUGAAACCAACAUUGUUGAAAUUACUGCCACAUAUUUUCCGAGCCUUUGAGAACACGGGGUUGAUCUUACCUCGAAAAUUCUUUAUGCCUGCUUCGGAAUAUAACAAUAUUCCAUCAAGACUCAAGGUGGAUAAUGUUAUGCCGUCCGUAUCCGACUUGCCAAGUUUGAUCUCAUCUAUACGACAUGCUGGACGGGGCCGCGCUGUAUCUGUUGGACCUCAAUCGGCUGCAGAUGCAUACGAAACUCUUGCUUAUCGAGAGAAAAGACGGAGAGAUAGUCUCACUGACGUUUUUGAAGGGAUGACUCCUCGUCAAACCACUACGAAAGAAGCGAAAGAUUAUUUUGGCUCUAGACAACCGACAGCGGAUGGUGCUAUAUCAUCUGGGAUGUCAUCAAUUCAUGGAAGUAUGAAUUUGCCAACUCCAGCACAAUCCAGAGUUGGCUCUUACGAACAGAUGAUGGGGGCAGGUCAUGUUAUGUAUACUCCAGGGGUAUCCAGUCCAGGUCUAGAGGGUGAUGAUGCAGCAGAUGAUGAGAUUACCGUUGGGCAGGAAAACGAGCUUGAUGAAACAGAAAUGUUUUCUAGGCUAGAAAAACCACGUGUGAGAUAUGAUGUCGAGGUAGUCACGAAACUCGUGGUUUAUAGUGGUAUCGCUUGGCUAGCAGUCGAAGGAAAUCCGAUAAUUUUCGAGGUUAUCGGUUUGGGUAUGGGCGUAUGAAAGUAUUACGAUGAAUAUUAUAGGCUCUUAUCUUAUGGUCUUGAGCUCGGGAUGUCACUUUCACUCGUGUAAUUCAGACAGUGAACUGAAUGAUAUUACCUAAGUACUCCAGGAGUUUGGUGGUACGUAGAUUUUAUGAUGUGUACUAGGUAUGCCAUGAGGCGUUUCGGUAGUCGAAUAGCAUUUUAAUUGCAAGCUUGCUUGAUAACAAUCAUGUGGUAGUUAUAUGUCGGCGAAUAUUGCACAUCUAUUCUCUGGGUGUGAAUUAUGGAUUUAUAGUGGUGAUAUAUUCUUUAAUAUAUGUAUUACCCGAAUCUCAACUUACGAUUUUC